UUUGAUGCUAAAUUUCCUAUCUUGGGUAAAAUAGAUAUAGGUGAAUUCUCUGAAGUUUGGAAAGCGCGUUGUCCUGUUACAAAUGAAUUAUGUGCAGUCAAGAAAUCAAAGUCCAUAUUUACAAAUUGGGAUGAUCGAUGGCAGCAAUUAAUUGAAGUAGAAAACCUGAGAAAAGUGAAAGGAAGUGAACAUUGUAUUGAGUUAAUGAAUGCAUGGGAAGAAAGAGGAUUUUUAUUUAUUCAACUUGAAUUCUGUCCUGGUGCAAGCCUUGAGAAAUACAUUAAAUUCAAAAAACGUCAAAUAGAUGAAAAUAUAGUAUGGAAAAUAUUUUAUGAAAUUGUACUUGGUGUACAAGAUAUUCAUCAAGCCAACAUUGCUCAUUUGGAUUUAAAACCGUCAAACAUAUUAAUUGCUAAAGAUGGCUGCAUAAAAAUCACGGACUUUGGUAUU
Messenger RNA from Cokeromyces recurvatus, 450 nucleotides. RefSeq names its product kinase-like domain-containing protein. The transcript is spliced from 2 exons. NCBI's taxonomy places the organism in Eukaryota, Fungi, Mucoromycota, Mucoromycetes, Mucorales, Mucoraceae. The annotation marks the transcript as partial. The record is from RefSeq and is a predicted model, not a curated record. Gene Ontology annotation, molecular function: protein kinase activity; ATP binding. Gene Ontology annotation, biological process: protein phosphorylation.